AUGAAAAAAUUAAGUGAGAAUGAAAAAAUUGCUAUAUAUGCAUCAUAGAUGAUGAAAUUACAUGGAAAAAUCUUAGAGAAGAAAUUGACUAAAGUGUCUUCAAAACAGUAAUUUGAAAGUCAAUCCUAAAAUAUCUCGAAUAAUAAUAGUCCUGCUGUUGGAAGAUAAAAAUCAUAUGAAAAUUUAUUGAAAGUAAAUAGAACAUUCAUAAACCCAACAAUAUAAGUGUCCUAAUAAAAAUUAUGUAGCAUUUUAAAUGUAAUGGCAGGCUAACAGACGAAACCUAAAAAUUAAAGUUUAUUUAACAAUGAAUUAAUUGAUACAGUGAAGAUAUCUCAUAAAUUAAGAAAGAAUCAAUCCAUGAUUUAAAUAGAGUAAUAAUCACCUUAACUUACUAAAAACUCAUCUUUUCAUAGACCCAAUUCAAGUGUUAAAAUAAAGAAUAGCAAUAGUAUUUCAUGUGAUUAGACUCAAAUUCAAAAGAUAAAAGAAAAGAUCAAAUCUCUUUUACAAGAUAGAGAGAAUUAUAUGUAAUAGGAUUAAAAAGAAACUACAUUUAUGAUUAAAUUUAAUUAAGCACUAAAUUAAUUAUUAGCAGUUAUAUUUAGAGAUUAGUAAAACAUUUAGCCAAAUUCAAAUUAAGAUAUAAAUCAUACUAUAUAAAUUAAUCAUUUCUUUAAAAGAUAAAUUUAGAUUCUACAAUAAUAAUUAUAAUAAUAAAUGGAAAAGAAGAAAAUUGAGAGCAUACUUAUUUCAAUAAAAAAGAAGCAUGAGAGUUUAUUAUCUGAACAUAAUUAGUUAUUAGAAAUUAAAAAGUCUUAAGAUGAAAUAAUUGUUAAUUUAUAAUAAUAAAUUAAUACAUUAUCAACUUAAAUUAGAUAGAAUAAUCAUAUAAGUUAAAAUGAUACAGGUAGAGAUUUCUAAUACAUAUAGAAAUUUUAGAAUUGAAAAAUUUAGUACAAGGAUAAUUUGAAGCUAUAUAAAAGUUACUACAAAGAGAGCAAUUAACCAAAGUAUUCUUAAAAAGAGUUGGUGAUAGUUCCAUAUUAGAGUAAAUCAUUAAAAAAUUAUAAUAGAAUGUUCUAAUAAUUUAUCUCUAAUGCAGAAUAAGAAGAUCAAGAUCAAACAGAAGGAAACUUACAUAUAGAUAUAAAUACUUAAAAUUAACCUAAUUCUCUUAAUAAACUUCAAACUCCUAAAUAAAAAAUUAAUUCUUAAGAUUAAAUUAAAUAUCAUCUUUAAAUCUUAUCAUAAUAUGAGGAUAAUUAUAAAUAAUAGCUAAACUUAUGUGAUUCUUUAUUAGCAGAUGAUUCAAGUACUAAUUCUUAUAUUUAUAUGUAGGAAUAAAUGAUUCUGAAGAAAGCAGUUUUGAUUAUAAAGGCAAAGAAUAAGCAACUGAGAUAAGUUGUUAUUUUAGUUUAGCAUCUAACUUUGUUUAACCAUAAAUGAAGAAAAAAAACAAUUAAAUGAUAUCCAAAGAGAAAUUAAGAAUAAAUAUGAUGGAUGUUUUAUUAGCUUAAGCUGCGUAUCUAAAUUUUAUUAAAUUUUAUAUAGACAAAACCAUUAAGAAAUUUUAGAAUAAUAAUAAUAAUAAUAACAAUAAUAGAAGAUAUUGCCUGAUGAUUUAUUGGAUGAAGAUUAAAUUGAUGAUGACUACUAAUCUUAUGAGGAGGUAUAUAAAUCUAAAAAAUUAGUAUUGAAAAUUUGAAUAAGAUCUAUUUUUCCUUGUUCUAUUUUUAUANUAUUUCAUGUGAUUAGACUCAAAUUCAAAAGAUAAAAGAAAAGAUCAAAUCUCUUUUACAAGAUAGAGAGAAUUAUAUGUAAUAGGAUUAAAAAGAAACUACAUUUAUGAUUAAAUUUAAUUAAGCACUAAAUUAAUUAUUAGCAGUUAUAUUUAGAGAUUAGUAAAACAUUUAGCCAAAUUCAAAUUAAGAUAUAAAUCAUACUAUAUAAAUUAAUCAUUUCUUUAAAAGAUAAAUUUAGAUUCUACAAUAAUAAUUAUAAUAAUAAAUGGAAAAGAAGAAAAUUGAGAGCAUACUUAUUUCAAUAAAAAAGAAGCAUGAGAGUUUAUUAUCUGAACAUAAUUAGUUAUUAGAAAUUAAAAAGUCUUAAGAUGAAAUAAUUGUUAAUUUAUAAUAAUAAAUUAAUACAUUAUCAACUUAAAUUAGAUAGAAUAAUCAUAUAAGUUAAAAUGAUACAGGUAGAGAUUUCUAAUACAUAUAGAAAUUUUAGAAUUGAAAAAUUUAGUACAAGGAUAAUUUGAAGCUAUAUAAAAGUUACUACAAAGAGAGCAAUUAACCAAAGUAUUCUUAAAAAGAGUUGGUGAUAGUUCCAUAUUAGAGUAAAUCAUUAAAAAAUUAUAAUAGAAUGUUCUAAUAAUUUAUCUCUAAUGCAGAAUAAGAAGAUCAAGAUCAAACAGAAGGAAACUUACAUAUAGAUAUAAAUACUUAAAAUUAACCUAAUUCUCUUAAUAAACUUCAAACUCCUAAAUAAAAAAUUAAUUCUUAAGAUUAAAUUAAAUAUCAUCUUUAAAUCUUAUCAUAAUAUGAGGAUAAUUAUAAAUAAUAGCUAAACUUAUGUGAUUCUUUAUUAGCAGAUGAUUCAAGUACUAAUUCUUAUAUUUAUAUGUAGGAAUAAAUGAUUCUGAAGAAAGCAGUUUUGAUUAUAAAGGCAAAGAAUAAGCAACUGAGAUAAGUUGUUAUUUUAGUUUAGCAUCUAACUUUGUUUAACCAUAAAUGAAGAAAAAAAACAAUUAAAUGAUAUCCAAAGAGAAAUUAAGAAUAAAUAUGAUGGAUGUUUUAUUAGCUUAAGCUGCGUAUCUAAAUUUUAUUAAAUUUUAUAUAGACAAAACCAUUAAGAAAUUUUAGAAUAAUAAUAAUAAUAAUAACAAUAAUAGAAGAUAUUGCCUGAUGAUUUAUUGGAUGAAGAUUAAAUUGAUGAUGACUACUAAUCUUAUGAGGAGGUAUAUAAAUCUAAAAAAUUAGUAUUGAAAAUUUGA
Molecule: messenger RNA, 2998 nt
Organism: Paramecium primaurelia
Lineage: Eukaryota; Ciliophora; Oligohymenophorea; Peniculida; Parameciidae
Source: the annotation of a GenBank genome assembly